Ogataea haglerorum is the source of this 774-nucleotide messenger RNA. RefSeq lists its product as uncharacterized. Gene Ontology annotation, cellular component: U2-type catalytic step 1 spliceosome. The transcript has a single exon. Gene Ontology annotation, biological process: mRNA splicing, via spliceosome. The record is from RefSeq and is a predicted model, not a curated record. Lineage: Eukaryota; Fungi; Ascomycota; Pichiomycetes; Pichiales; Pichiaceae. The coding region runs from base 1 to 774 and encodes 257 amino acids.
AUGUCUGAAAGAAAGGUGAUCAACAAGUACUACCCUCCGGACUAUGAUCCCUUAAAGGAGGAGAAAGUGAGAAAGGUGCGAAAGUCCGGUCCUGCAGGAUGGCCAACCGUGCGAUUGAUGAUACCCUUUUCCAUGAAAUGUCUGAACUGCGGUGAAUACAUUGGAAAAUCAAAAAAAUUCAACGCUAAAAAAGAGAGCACGAAGGAAGACUACCUGGGGAUUCGCAUCUUCAAUUUCCAUUUCCGCUGUCCACAAUGUUUCUCCGAUCUGGUCUUUCGAACUGACCCCAAAAAUGGAGAUUUUGAGUGUGUCUCAGGUUGUAGACGAAAUUAUGAGCGGAAAGAAGGCAAAAUUGCAACAGAUGAGACCAUGGACGACAUAUUGAAGCGACUAGAAGAAGAAGACUACAGAGAAAUGCUGGCGAAGGAAGGAAAAAAGGAGAACGAAGAGACCGCUAUGGAACAGCUUGAGAGACGACUCAACGAACAACAGAAGGAGCAGGAGGCAACGGAGGAGAUUGAGGAGCUUCAGGAGAGACACCGGCGUCUAGAAAAGGCCAAGCCUAAGAUAUUGGAGGAUCAGGAGUUGCUGGAUGAAAAGGAGGCAAAGCUGGCUUUUCAAGCAAAAUCGCAAACCAACUCGCCGACUGAGAAGCCGGCAUUUGAGGCCAACCAACUUUCGCUGCUAUCAGGAUAUUCGUCGUCGGACGACGAUAUGGUUACGGUGAAACGCAAGAAAACUUCUUUGGGAAUACGGAAAAAGGUCAAGGUGUAG